This is a messenger RNA of Eremothecium gossypii ATCC 10895, 1221 nucleotides long. It is a transcript of the gene TOH1, whose product is annotated as Toh1p. The transcript has a single exon. Gene Ontology annotation, cellular component: fungal-type cell wall. Lineage: Eukaryota; Fungi; Ascomycota; Saccharomycetes; Saccharomycetales; Saccharomycetaceae. The record is from RefSeq and is marked provisional. Bases 1 to 1221 code for a protein of 406 amino acids.
AUGGUCUACGUACAAAUAGCCAUAGCAUGGCACUUCAUAUCUUCGAGCAUAGCGCUCGCGCACGAAGCGGCUCACCUGUCAGCGCCGCAGAUAAUACCACAGCUGAGCCGCGAAUACCACUCGAUCGACUUCCUCAAUGUGGGGUUCACAGGCUCGUACAGUCCCGUCAGCACGUUGAAGGCGGUGGAGUCGAAGCAGUGCAGGUGCGAAACUGGGCCGCGGGUAUGGUUCAGCGGCGCCACGGCGCCGAUCGAUGAGCCAUUGUCAGUACACUUCCGCGGGCCACUCAAACUACACCGAUUUGCAUACUACACAUCAGAGCAUUUUGUGCUCGACCAACAGGCGUCCGGCAGCUGGCAGCGGGGGGCAUACUUCGACGCGGCAAGCAGGACGAGGCAGAACGCGGUGUUCCUCACGCGGGCUGGCGCGCACUCCGAGUGUCUCGGGAAGGCGUUGACGUAUGCCGCCGAGGACGGUGUCAGCAGGUCGGACCGCCCGGCAACGCUCUCGAAGCACGCAUCCUUAAGCUCGGACCAGGAGUUUGCCAUUUUCGCGGACGACCCGUGCCCGGAGUCUGGCAUCGGAAAUGCGUGCGGGGUGUACCGGAAGGGCAUCCCCGCGUACCACGGGUUCGCUGGGGCCACGAAGAUGUUUCUCUUUGAGUUUGAGAUGCCAGCGGAGACGCUUGCCCCCCACCCCAAGUUCGAAUUUUACGAUCUACCGGCCAUAUGGCUGUUGAACGCGCGCAUCCCCAGAACCGCCCAAUACCCUAACAACGCAGACUGCUCCUGCUGGGCAAGCGGCUGCGGCGAGUUCGAUGUUUUCGAGGCCAUGAAUGCCACCGAAUCCUACCACCUCUACUCCGCCUUCCAUACCUUCCAAGGAAUUGAUGACGUGGGAUCUGGCAUUCAGCCCCCCGCCUUCUUCGAACGGCGGCCGCGCGGCGUCAUGCGUGGUGGCGUGAUCUUCGACUCGGUGGGUCACGUGCGCGUAUUUAUGUCCGACGCAGUGUCAUUCGAGAGGAACAUCUCGUCUGCAAAGCUUGCAUCUAUGAUGUACCGCCUCCAGUUGUCCACGCCAUAUAAGCUGGUUCUUCCCAACGUGACGGCAGUCAGACCUAUCCUCGAAAUGACCUCCAAUGCCAUUCACUUACUCCACAAGGCAGGUAUGACCGGUUAUGUGGUUCUAACGUUAGCAUCACUUGUAUACCUAAUAAUAUAG